GAAAGAAUUCAAAAAGUAAAGAUUAAAAAAGUUUUACUUUUCGACAAGUUGCAAAAACUAUGACUCAAAUGUGGUGAUAGUUGCAAUUACACUGUUGAACUUUUGAUUGUAUAAAUUGGACCCUCAAACUUUUAUAAGUAUUACAAGAUAACAUUUUUGCUUUUAUAAACUUAAUAUUUACACAUUACAAAAAAUAAAAUGAUAUCCAAUGAAAUCCAAGUUGAUGAUUGUUUAUAUAUAUGUUUUUAAAUUUUUAUUAGGUAUCGUUUAAUUCCGGGACCGAUGGCUAUUCCUUUGCUUUCAGAGGAUGAUUAUCCACAAAUUCGAGGAUCACUUUGUGAUUAUGAUAUAUGGGUUACACCUUAUAAUCAAUCUGAAAAAUGGGCUGGUGGCAUGUACGUCGAUCGUGGACAUGGUGACAAGACCCUUACAUUUUUAACACAACGGAAUAGGGACAUCAACAACAAGGAUAUUGUGUUGUGGCACACAAUAGGGUUCCACCAUCAUCCAAGUCAAGAUGAAUUUCCAAUAAUGCCCACUCUCACUGGAGGCUUCGAACUUCGACCUACAAAUUUCUUUGAAAGAAAUCCUAUUCUCAAAAUGAAGCCUCAAUAAAUGUAUUAAAUAAUCCUUCUCAAACCUCAAAACGACAUCCAAUUUCAUGUACUACUCUUGCGUUUUGAGGAAUUUCUAGCUACCCUUUCAUUUUCCUUUGUUAUAAUAAAUUAUCUAUUUUUGAGGAUAAUGAAUAUGAAAUCCAGAUUAAUUAUCUCUA
This is a messenger RNA of Benincasa hispida (wax gourd), 775 nucleotides long. The record is from RefSeq and is a predicted model, not a curated record. Lineage: Eukaryota; Viridiplantae; Streptophyta; Magnoliopsida; Cucurbitales; Cucurbitaceae.